Messenger RNA from Ctenopharyngodon idella (grass carp), 3714 nucleotides. It is a transcript of the gene spop, whose product is annotated as speckle type BTB/POZ protein. Lineage: Eukaryota; Metazoa; Chordata; Actinopteri; Cypriniformes; Xenocyprididae. Gene Ontology annotation, cellular component: cytoplasm; nucleus. The record is from RefSeq and is a predicted model, not a curated record. Bases 563 to 1687 code for a protein of 374 amino acids. Gene Ontology annotation, molecular function: ubiquitin protein ligase binding. Gene Ontology annotation, biological process: regulation of proteolysis; proteasome-mediated ubiquitin-dependent protein catabolic process. The transcript is spliced from 11 exons.
UCAUAGGAUACCAUACCUCUGUGCUGCCUUCACAGAUUGCCCAGAUGGAAGAUGGAGGCAUCUUAGUAGACAGGAUGGGUUCAGACAUGCCUUAUCAUACAAAGCUCAGUAAAUUCUUCAGUUUUUUUUUUUUUUUACACAGACUAGUAGUAGUAUAUUUCUGUCUGCAGAGCAAGGAGAGAUCUCUUUCUGGACACAUCAUUGUACAGUAAAGCAAACGCAUAGAGACGCCGCAGAAUCCACAACGCUGAGAACUUCUGACGAAGAGAGAAAAACGGCUGCCACGUGAUGCCACAUCUCUGCCCCAUCACCAAUAGGUUGAACUGAACGGCUCACAGAAAAACACUUCAAAGUUGUGCCUGCAUUCCCUCCAUGUUCUCUGGGUUACGCUGAACACGAGUGUGUGCCCGGAUCCUGGCGGCGGCUGUGAAGUACACAUGCGUGUGUGUGCAUGUAUUUGCUUCUGAGUGAGUAAUCACGUGUGCGCGCUUUGUCGGGGACGUCCUGCGGUGGCUGGCGUAGUGACUCUCCCCCUGCCCCACCCCCACGCUCAAAACUGGCGAUGUCCAGGGUGCCGAGUCCGCCCCCUCCUGCAGAAAUGACCAGCGGCCCUGUGGCCGAAAGCUGGUGUUACACACAGAUCAAAGUGGUUAAGUUCUCCUAUAUGUGGACCAUCAACAACUUCAGCUUCUGCCGGGAGGAGAUGGGCGAGGUCAUCAAAAGCUCUACCUUCUCUUCAGGGGCCAAUGACAAGCUCAAAUGGUGUUUGCGAGUGAAUCCAAAAGGUCUGGAUGAAGAGAGUAAAGAUUAUCUGUCGCUCUAUCUUCUCCUGGUCAGCUGUCCUAAGAGCGAAGUUCGGGCCAAGUUUAAGUUCUCCAUCCUUAAUGCCAAGGGCGAGGAAACCAAAGCUAUGGAGAGCCAGCGGGCGUAUCGCUUUGUACAAGGAAAAGACUGGGGUUUCAAGAAGUUCAUAAGGAGAGACUUCCUCCUUGAUGAGGCCAAUGGGCUGCUGCCUGAUGACAAAUUGACACUCUUCUGUGAGGUGAGUGUGGUGCAGGAUUCCGUGAAUAUCUCGGGUCAGAACACCAUGAACAUGGUGAAGGUUCCUGACUGCCGGCUGGCAGAUGAACUGGGCGGACUGUGGGAACAUUCCAGAUUCACGGACUGCUCGCUUUGUGUCGCUGGGCAAGAGUUCCAGGCACACAAAGCCAUUCUGGCAGCACGUUCCCCUGUUUUCAGUGCUAUGUUUGAACACGAGAUGGAGGAGAGUAAAAAGAACCGAGUGGAGAUAAAUGACGUGGAGGCUGAAGUCUUUAAAGAGAUGAUGUUCUUCAUCUACACUGGCAAAGCACCCAACCUGGACAAGAUGGCUGAUGACCUGCUCGCUGCUGCUGACAAAUAUGCUUUAGAGCGGCUGAAGGUGAUGUGUGAGGACGCUCUGUGCACCAGUCUGUCCGUGGAAAACGCAGCAGAGAUUCUGAUCUUGGCUGACCUGCACAGUGCUGACCAGCUGAAGACGCAGGCCGUCGACUUCAUCAACUAUCAUGCGUCCGAUGUGAUGGAGACCUCAGGGUGGAAGUCAAUGGUGGCGUCCCAUCCUCACCUGGUUGCCGAAGCAUACCGCUCCCUGGCCUCCGCCCAGUGCCCUUUCCUGGGCCCUCCCCGCAAACGCCUCAAACAGUCUUAGUGCCGCCCCUUACUGUUACCUAAGCCGCACACCUACACACACACUCAACAGACAACUGCCUACAAGAGGGGGGGAGGGCGCUAUUUUAGAUUUACAUCCCCCCCCAAGCUCUGUCCCUUUAGAUGCCUAAACCAGCUCUUGACCUGCCCCUCCCUUCACGUUAUCCAGACAGACCCCUCCGGCGCAGAGGACCCUGUUUGUUGCUGCCCUACUGUCGGGUUCCUGAGUGUGGAGGCUGCCGCAGGUCGAUUACUGUCCAAAAAUGUGGCCAUCCUCUGCACCAGUCUGGCCGUCUGUUCCAGAGAGAAAUGAUCCUGUUGGACUGGAUUCGUGAGCGUGGGUGGAUGGAUCAAGGUUGAGCUUUUUUGGUUGGGCAGUUAAACAUGAGAUGGAUUAAGACUUGACUUUUUACGUAACUCCUUCCACUGGCACUACCUUGUGCUCUCCUUCACUGUGUGAACCGGUUCUCCAUCUUCGCUUCAUCCCUCCUUUAAAAAAAAUGAUUGGCCGGUAGACAUUCCCCUUUACUGUCAUGAACUGAGGGUUUUUUUCUUUCGAAAGGAAUAGAGGACAAACUCCGUUAUUGCAAAAGAACCUUUUUAAUAGGUAGCAUGUGUCUUCGUAAUGACGACAUCAGCGUUUAGUAGAUUCCUGUGUGACUUUAUGAAUCCUGUAUGACGACAAACAGCUUUUUCCAGAACUGUCCUUUGUUUCUUGGGAAAAUCGAAACAUAGAACUUGCCACCUUUAUGAACUUACGACCCACAAGCUAGCCUGGCUUCCCAAUGGAGAUGGAGUUCAGAUGGACUUACAGUGCUUUGGUCUCCUUUUACAGGGUGAAUAAAUUGACGAAUCCGGCGAGGAGUGUAAAAAUGGGGAAAUGCUCAUCAAACUUUUUUUUUUUUUUUUUUUCCCCUUCCUUGUGAUGUUUAUUUGGGAUUUUUCCUCUUUGUAGCACUUGUGUAUUUGAAUCCAGGCUUUCUGUAUGAAAAAAAAAAAAAAGCCCAAAAAACUCAAACCUGUCUACAUUUGUGUAUUUCUUUUUGUUUUGUAACAGCCACAACAAUGCUUGUGUUAUGGGCAUAUCUUGGCAGUUAUUUUGCUUUCUGCUGAUUUCAUUCUCUCUUUAUAUUUGGUCUCAGUCAUGGAUUAGACAAAUUUGGAGCUCUUGCUGAAACAGAGAAUUGGCUUUUUUAAAUAAAUAAAAAGCCUGUCCGACAGACAGCAUACAGGGUUUUUGGUUCCAUAAAAGGAAUUUUGUACAGGGCUUUAUCUUGUUUGGUAAAAAAAAAAAAAAACAGUGUACCCUAUCACAUAAUAAUUGCUGAGCAUGCUCACAAAAAUUGGGUGAAACGUAUCCAAAAAAAAAAUAAAACGAAACCUCUUAGUAUAUGAGAAAAUGUAACCUUCAAUAGUAUGGGGGAAAAAAUACUAAAGUCAAUGGUGCCCCAAAACUGUCUGGUUACAAAAUAUCUUCUUUUGUGUUCAGCAGAACAAAGAAAUUCAUACAGGUUUGGAACAACUUGAGGGUGAGUAAAUGAUGACAGAAUUUUAAUUUUUGGGUGAACUAUCCCUCUAAGAGGGAAAAAAGGCGUUCAACAGAUAUAGAGACUAAAGGCCCCGAUAUACAGUACGUAAAGUAAAAAUGAAGAACAAAUGGUGUGAUGUCAUUUCAAACAAAAUCGUGUCAAAAUGAAGUUUGUUUUGUGUUCGUUUCAGGAGUUUGUAACAGCUUGCCAAAGCGAACUUUCUGGAAAAAAUGCUAUUGAACUACCAUAAGUCUGUGAGACUUGGAUGUAAAAUCCUCUCUGGUUCAUUUCUUCUGUUUAGUCCAUCGAGGUCAUACGUCCACAAGUAAAAACAUAAAUACAUUGGAGAAUCACUUUAUUGUAGAAACUGGGUUUGUAAUUCUAAUUAAAAGAGACACUGACACUGUUUUUUUAUGUUUAAUACUGUAGAGCUGCUUGAUUUAAAGCGAUCUAUUUGUAUAACGUGCUAUACAAAUAAAUGUGACGUGACUUUACUGAA